This is a messenger RNA of Tarenaya hassleriana, 1009 nucleotides long. RefSeq names its product putative DEAD-box ATP-dependent RNA helicase 33. The record is from RefSeq and is a predicted model, not a curated record. Bases 32 to 838 code for a protein of 268 amino acids. The transcript has a single exon. Lineage: Eukaryota; Viridiplantae; Streptophyta; Magnoliopsida; Brassicales; Cleomaceae.
UUUUUAAUCUCAACAGGGAAUAGUUUCACCAAUGGCUUCGAUGAUGCAGCUAUCCUUGUGGAAAACGCUGUCGUUUUCGUCGUCGUUGUCGUCGCCGGCGAACCGUCUCUCUCUGCCGGCAAAGCUCUCUCACCUCUCUCUCACAACUGCGUCUCCGCCGCGCCGGAAGUUGUCGGUCAUCCGUAUGGGUGGUGGUCCGAGGACGUUCCCGGGAGGAGUAUCGAAGUGGCAGUGGAAGCGGAUGCAGGCGAAGAAGCAGAAGCAGCUCCUUAAGGCUCGGCUAUGCCGGGAACGUCAGAUUUACGAGAUGCGGAAGCGCGCUGAGCUUAAGGCGGCUGUCGCCGAGCUCGAGCGACCAUGGGAGCCGGUUGAGAAGCCGCCGAAUCUGUUCUCUGUCUCCGCCGACGAGCAGGUCAAGGUCCUCGCCGACCGGUUCCAACGCCCCGGCGGAUUCGACCUAUGGACCGAUAGAGACGGGCCGCAGCUGUUCGAGACCGUCGAUGACUUACCUUCCGCUAGGUUUUUUCCUAAAGGUGUCGUUCAUAGUGUUAAGCCUUAUCGCAGUGUCUCGAGCUCUGUUGAUUCCGAUGCGGAGGGAGAAAAAUUUCCGAAAGACGAUGGAAUUGAAGGCGUUGUUGCGCCGAAGAGUGGCGAGAACAGACGAAACAUCAAGCAUCGCGGUCGAGGGUUGAGGAAGAGAAUUGGGUUCGAUAUUAGACCGAGGAAGGAAGGAGAUACCAUUCAGAAUCGCGUUAAUGGAGACAAACGGAAGAAUGGAAGAUCUCAGGUAUAUGAUAUGGCUCUGCGGAAAGAUGGGAGUUAUGAAUUUGGAUCUUAGGAUGAUACAAUUUCUUACUGCAGCAAGUACAAAUUCAGCUGCAAGGACUCAGUAGUAUACGUCUCUACUGCGUUCAUAGUAAACUUGUAUGUAUUGGGGUAUUGGCUUUGUUGAUUUCUACUUGUUAUAUGAACCUUUUGCUGUUGGAAUGGUUACUCUUUAUUCUGUUGC